AGAAGAAGAAGGAGAAGAAGACGCUGCACCAGGAAGCGCGUGCGGCCCGCAGCAUGUAAGGCGAGCGGAGGCAGCGCUAGACAGGCGAGGAAGGAAGGAGGAGGAGGAAGAGGAGGGAGACGGCUCGGCCAUGGAGGACGGCACCGAGGAGGAGACGGUGGAGCUGCCCCUGACCAACGCAAAUUUAACUGGGCACGAUGAAGAGAAAGUGGGGAUGGAAAAUUUCGAACUGCUAAAAGUCCUGGGGACGGGAGCCUACGGGAAGGUGUUCCUGGUCCGUAAACUAACCGGCCACGACACCAACAAGCUGUAUGCCAUGAAAGUGCUCCGCAAAGCGGCCAUCGUCGCCAAAGCCAAGACAACCGAGCACACGCGCACCGAACGGACUGUCCUGGAGCACGUCCGCCAGUCGCCUUUCCUCGUGACGCUGCAUUACGCCUUCCAGACGGAUUCAAAGCUCCAUCUGAUUCUCGAUUACGUGAGCGGAGGGGAGCUGUUCACUCACUUGUACCAACGGGACCAUUUCUCGGAGGAUGAAGUACGGUUUUACAGCGGGGAGAUCAUUUUGGCACUCGAGCACCUUCACAAGCUUGGCAUCAUUUAUCGGGACGUGAAGCUGGAGAACAUCUUGCUCGACAACGAGGGGCACGUGGUGCUGACCGACUUCGGCCUGAGCAAGGAAUUUGUGACGGAGGAUAAAGAACGGACCUUCUCGUUUUGCGGCACCAUCGAAUACAUGGCCCCCGAGAUUGUACGCAGCAAAAGUGGACACGGCAAGUCUGUGGACUGGUGGAGUUUGGGAAUCUUGGUUUUUGAGCUCCUGACCGGCGCGUCUCCUUUCACGCUCGAAGGGGAGAAGAAUUCGCAGGCGGAGGUCUCCAGACGGAUCCUGAAGUGCAGCCCACCCUUCCCGUCACUCAUCGGCCACGAGGCCCGCGACCUGCUGCAGAAGCUCCUGUGCAAAGACCCCAAGAAACGCCUGGGCUCCGGCCCGACGGGGGCCCAGGAGAUUAAAGAGCACCCCUUCUUCAGGGUUCUGGACUGGGUUGAACUAGCCGCGCGCCGGGUCAGGCCGCCGUUUAAACCCCUCAUCCGCCACGAGUUGGACGUGCGAAAUUUUGCCGAAGAAUUCACCAGCUUGGAUCCCAUCUACUCUCCAGCUGGGACCCCUCCCAGCCUAGACCGUGUCUUCCAGGGAUAUUCCUUCAUCGCCCCGUCAAUCCUCUUCAACCGUAAUGCUGUGACUGCUGACGUACUUGAGGCAGCGUACGACGGAGAGCGUCCCGGAAGAUCUGCGGUGGCCCGCAGUGCCAUGAUGAAGGAUUCUUCAUUCUUCCAAAAAUACGAGAUGGACUUGGUGGAGCCUCCCCUAGGUGAGGGAAGCUUCUCUGUCUGCCGCCGUUGCCGACAUCGACAAAACGGGACGGAAUUUGCGGUCAAAAUCAUCAGCAAAAGGAUGGAAGUCAACACCCAGCGAGAGGUGGCGGCUUUGCAGAUCUGCGAAACUCACCCGAACAUCGUCAAGCUUCACGACGUUCACCACGACCAGUAUCACACGUACCUGGUGAUGGAAUUGCUGAAGGGCGGGGAGCUCCUGGACCGCAUCAAGAAGAAGCAGCACUUCAGCGAGUCGGAAGCCAGCCAGAUCAUGCGCAGCUUGGUCUCCGCCGUCAGUUUUAUGCACGACUCGGGCGUGGUGCAUCGGGACCUCAAGCCCGAGAAUAUUCUCUACGCAGACGAGUCGGAGGGCGCUCCCGUGAAGGUGAUCGACUUCGGCUUUGCCCGCCUCUGCCCUCAGAAUUCGCAGCCCAUGCAGACCCCCUGCUUCACCCUCCAGUACGCGGCCCCUGAACUUUUGCAGGACGGGGGUUACGACGAAUUGUGCGAUCUCUGGAGCCUGGGGGUGAUCUUGGUAAGUUGAACCCGUCAGAAGGGACAAGGGAGAGCCGUUCAUCGAAGUCGUCGAGUGAAGUUUUGUGUACGGAGUAGUAAAAUUGAAAGAAAAAACAAAAAAGGCACCAUUUUGUUUGCUGAGAGGGUGGUGUGUUUUUGUGUGUGUGUGUGUUUGGUGGUUUAAAUCUCAUCUGCCCAUUGUCGUCCAGGUCUUCUGACGGUGGAUCCGGCCAAGCGGUUGAAAAUGUCCAACCUACGCUACAGCGAGUGGCUCCAAGAUGGCAGCGCCCUCUCGUCCACGCCGCUCAUGACGCCGGACAUCCUGGAGAGCUCCGGGCCCGCCGUGAGGACUGGCGUCAAUGUGACGUUUAUGGCCUUCAACAAGGGGAAGCGCGAAGGUUUUUUCCUGAAAAGCGUGGAAAACGCCCCUCUGGCCAAACGGCGUAAGCUCAAGAUGUCCAGCACCGGUGCUGAAGGUCGCCGAAGCAGCAGUUCCUCCUCCUCCUCCUCCUCCUCUUCUUCGGGCUCCUCCUCCCGUCCCCCCAAAGCCAAGAUCCCCACCAUUCGCCACGACCCCCCCUCGUAGCAGCGGGGGGUGGGGGGGGGAAGAAGGGAGCCGAGCACUGAAAACGCUGGAGGGGGCAAAGGGGGUAUUUAUUGUCUAUGUUGCUGUCUCGGGAAGCGUCGGGGAGCCCGGCUUCUGCUCCCCCCUCAUUUCCAGCCCGCCAUGAUGUGAUAGCUUCAUUCAAAAUGGGGUUGUGGUUUGUUUUUGUUUUUUGGGGGGCGGCUUUCCGACAGAGAAAUCCAGGGGUUGUUAUAUAGGCAGAGAUUUGGGAAGGUUUGGGCCACCCCGUUUGGAUGGCUGGAAAGGGGAACCCUCCACCCUCCCCCGCCCUAAUUUCCAAGCCCAAACCUACAUCUUGAUUCCACAAGGACGCAGCCAGGGAAAUGUUGCUACUUCAAGGGGGGGUUUUUUUUUUUUAUGGUGGGGGGGGGGGGGCGGUGUCGUCAUUUUAUUUCCUAACCGAUCUACUGCAUUUCUGCAUGCAAGGUGGGAGUGAGCUGGCUGGUCCCUUUGAUUGGCCGGAGAGGGAAUGAAUUAAGGCCCUUGUGCGGAGAAAGGCUGCAAUUUUCCAAGCUGCCAGCAGAGGGCAAGCAGUCCUCUCAGCCAUUGCCCCCUGGUGGACAGCUGCGGUUUUGCAAUCCAAACCUGAGAUUAUUUUAAGAGAGGGAUUUGAUUAAGGAUGGGUAGCAUUUAAUUAUUAUUAUUUUUUUGUAUAAGCUGUUAAUAGGAAGGGAUUUGCUCCUUCUAAGGCCCAAACCGCAUUCGGGAGAAGAAAAGGAGAAUAUUUCCUCCUGCUACACAGGUAGUCCUCGACUUACAACAGCUCAUUCAGUGACCGAAGUAACAACUUGCGCCCGUUUUUCACACUUGUGAUGGUUGCGGCAUCCCCUUGGUCACACGGCGACGCUUCAAGACGCUUGGCAGCUGACUCACACUUACGACGGUGGCAGUGUUUGGCGACCUUCUGAUCAGUCCAUGGGGGGGAAAGCCGGAUUCGCUUGACAACCAGGGUUGUAACUUAACCACUGCAGGGAUUACCUCGACAGCGGUGGCGAGAAACGUCGUGAAAUGGAAACAUCUCGCUUAGCGACAGAAAAUGUGGGGUUUAAUUGCGGCCGGAAGUUGAGGACUAACUCUACUUCUUUCUUUUUUUCUUUUUGAUCCCUGUACACUCCUCUGUCUGAUGCAGAACUUUUUAACGGCAAGGCUUAGUGCCAAGAUACGUUUGGGCUCAGACGUCACACUAAGCCAGGGAUCUCCAAACUUGGCGACUUUAAGGACUUGUGGACUUCAACUCCCAGAAUUCCCCA
Molecule: messenger RNA, 3768 nt
Organism: Notechis scutatus (mainland tiger snake)
Lineage: Eukaryota; Metazoa; Chordata; Lepidosauria; Squamata; Elapidae
Source: RefSeq, a predicted model, not a curated record